Molecule: messenger RNA, 1374 nt
Organism: Coccinella septempunctata (seven-spotted ladybird)
Lineage: Eukaryota; Metazoa; Arthropoda; Insecta; Coleoptera; Coccinellidae
Exons: 6
Coding region: 312-1316 (334 amino acids)
Source: RefSeq, a predicted model, not a curated record
CAUUCACGCUUUAAUAAACGUACAAAUGUGUAUGAUUUGCUUAAAUGUAACGGUAAGGGAGUUUAAAGACGGUUGGAGCGAAAAAGAAGUCGUACUUGAGUUUUAGUUUGUUUUCGCAAGCUUGCUGCAGACGUUGUGCCCGAGUGCGGUGCCUCCAAAAUUCAACGAGAUCACAUAUAUACAAGCCGGAUUCCUUAUUCUUCCGCGUUCAAAUGUGAAUUAUUCAUUUUUCUGCAUGCAUCUCGAUAUUUGGUGACUUAACAAUAAGUGAUAAAUUCAACGUUUCGGUGUAUGGAUAAUUUUUGAACAGUAUGCCAUAUUUUGCUCUCGUCAUUCUAUUGCUGACUAGUGUGAUAUACUCAAAUUGUCAAGAUGGUUCCCAGUAUCUUCGUAGUGUUAUAAGAGACUUGAAAGCAAUGAAAGACAGAUCAACAGCGAGAAGAAUAGACAGGACCCAAGAUGAGUUUAUCCCAACAAACGUUCCGGAAACAUAUAUAAACGCAAGAGUGGAUAAACACGACGUUCCUGAGUUAUCUUUGACGAGAGGUGAAUUGGCUUCGCUAUACGAAGAAGCGGUAUCGAAGGGCCAUACAGUUCAACUAGAAACAGGUGCCGACAGUUCUUACGUAAAUGCUGCUAUACACGAAAUCACCGAUGUCAAAGCAACUAACGACGAGGAGAGUCAACAUGCAGAUGAGACUGGUUAUUAUUAUUAUUACUAUCCCAUCAAGAGUUUUUUGGACGAAAUUACUUCACAGCCUUCAGAUAAAGAUCAUCACUACAGUCAUAAACAUAAGACGCAUUACGACAUAAAGCCAAAACAAAAACCGAAUUACAACUAUCACACCCACACACACCAGCACAAUGUUAAAAUAUCCACGACCAAAGCAUCUGAGGGCGAUCAAAAGAAUAAGUUGGAACCAUUGUUCAUGGCAAUAUCCGGCUUUCUGGGUAUGGCUGUGAUGUUUGUCCUCUCGGUAUUGGUCCUCCCCAAGUUUGGUAUCAAACCACACAAACCGAAGGGAAAACAAGAAUUGGGAGAUAUAGCUAGGAUAGCCUUGCAGGCAAUAGAAGGUCAGGACUGUAGGGAAAGAUUCGCCUGCGAGUUGAGCAAGACUGCAAGAUCUUUGAACCUACAAGAAAACAGAUUUAUAAAAUUCAUUUGGAGGAUAGCUCCCACUUCCUUGAGCAAACGGUUCGCAAGUGUCAACAAAUACAUAAAAGAAAUGAAAUGUACUGCUAUUCCUUGUAAGAAGAAACAGUCAGUAGUCAAAACGAAUCCAAAAAACGUGAAAAAGAAAACAAAAAAGAUUUAAAUGCCAAAGUAGAUAAGUGAACAAUUUUAAUUGAGAAAAAAUAAAUAAAAAUCCUCAU